Molecule: messenger RNA, 567 nt
Organism: Plasmodium relictum
Lineage: Eukaryota; Apicomplexa; Aconoidasida; Haemosporida; Plasmodiidae
Product: conserved Plasmodium protein, unknown function
Exons: 2
Coding region: 1-567 (188 amino acids)
Source: RefSeq, a predicted model, not a curated record
AUGCUCAACAUAAAUUUGGGGAAACCCGAAAUAGAUUUAGCAGUUUGUGAUUAUACAGACAUUCAAAUGUAUUUAUCAUUAAUAAAAUAUGAAUACGUAUUCGAGUCAUGGUCAAAUGAUUCAAGAUAUUUAUAUUCACAUGAAAACAUGCAAAGAGUCAUAAAAGAACUAAAUAUAUUAAUGAAAUCUAAAAUACCAAUGUCUUCAAUAUUUUUUAUUUCAGCAUUUUCAUAUGCACUUAUGGUUAUUAGUUAUGUAGGAAUAGUUAUAUUUUAUAUAAUAAAAUAUGAUUUAUUUAAAGCAUUUUUAUUCUCCUGCUUAUUUUUAAUUGCUUUUAUUCAUUAUAUUAUGUGUAUGGUGUAUAGGUAUUUAGUAACCAAAAGUGUCAUAGAGUCUGUUGAAAAAAAGAUUAAAUAUUUAAAUAAAAAAUAUAAAGAUGAACAAAUUUAUUUUAAGUUAAUUAAUUUUAGUGCUUUAGGGUUCAAAUAUUUGAAAAUUUUACCUAGAUUCAGAGGACAAAAAUACUUUACUUUGAGAGUAAUAUAUUUGUAUUGUAAAUUAAUUUAA